Dreissena polymorpha is the source of this 3451-nucleotide messenger RNA. RefSeq names its product endothelin-converting enzyme homolog. The transcript has 14 exons. Gene Ontology annotation, cellular component: plasma membrane. NCBI's taxonomy places the organism in Eukaryota, Metazoa, Mollusca, Bivalvia, Myida, Dreissenidae. Gene Ontology annotation, biological process: protein processing. The coding region runs from base 519 to 3005 and encodes 828 amino acids. The record is from RefSeq and is a predicted model, not a curated record. Gene Ontology annotation, molecular function: metalloendopeptidase activity.
UGUUCGAGAGACGAUUUGAACGGGAGCCAUUGUUACUUCGAGAAAAAGGACAUAUACUUUGCCAUUUGUAAAUAUGAUGAAAUGGUUAUUGACGUCUGAGUUGAUGACAAAGUGUUUAGAUCGUUUCUUUAAAACGUGUAUGCAGGAUUUAUAUCAAUUAAUAACACGUAAUUAGGCAUUUCCAAAUUAGUGGGAAAUGUGAUCAAUGAUUAUUCGAGUAUCGAUGUUUGACGGGGAUGAUAACAAAUACACUUUAAUGCUAGAAAUAAUAAAAUUUAUGCAGUUUAAUCGAAGAUUAAUUGGAUCUUUUAAUUUAUUCAUUUUAAGCGAAUCGGACCUAAUUUCACUGUGUUUCUAAAUUAGCAAGUAUAACAAAGCACAACGAGAAUUAGCCUAUUAUACAGUCGAAUUAUCAAACCAGAGUGCAGACGGUACAGACUUUCACCAACGUAUUUUAAUCAAACUACCGCCACGUACCGGUAUCUACAAGAUCCAGUUUUCAUUAUUUACGAAUAACAAUGAACCGACCAGUGACACCCGACAUUCAGCGGGGUGUAGAACCAUUGAAAACUGCCAAAACGUACACGUCAGCUCCCAGCACCGGAGCGGCUGUGAUUUACAACGUUAACAGUCAACGUUCGAGUCAUCAUAUACCGGAAUCAGGCAACGUUGUUGUGAUGGCGGAUACUUACAAAGAGUUUUCGUCUGACACAUCUCCUAUUGUGCCGGAAAUUAAGAUAAGGAGUAUGUCCUUUAGGGUUCGGGAGAUAGUGUUGGCUAGCAUCUCCCUUGUUGCUUUCAUUGUGUGCUUGGUACUUAUCGCGCUUGUGGCAACAAACCGCCGACAAUCUGGUGACUUAAACAUUUCCGGCGUCACCGCCGCGCAGACAGCUUUAAGGUCGCUUUGCACGGACGCACCCUGCCUUAAAGCUGCGGCUUACGCGGUGGCUUACAUGAACACGUCCGUCAACCCCUGCGAGAACUUUUACCAGUACGCGUGCGGGAACUUUCCGGCGCUCAAUCCUCUGGACGCUGACACGAACCAGAGAACAAUCUUCUGGAAUCUCUAUUACGAAAACGAGAACAAGCUACGGACGCUCCUGGAGGCGCCGCCAACAAGAAAUUCCGCCUGGUCCGCCGAGAAGAAGCUUAAGGAUUUUUUCAUGUCAUGCAUCGAUGAUUACGGGAAGAUGCGAGUCGGAGGUAGAGCGUUCAUUGAGAAGAUAAUUCAGCCGCUAGGGGGCUGGGAUGUUAUUGGCACGUUUAGGGCGGAUACCUUUGAUCUUAACACGUGGCUGCAGAAAACCAGCAUAGAUUUCUGGACAGCCGCCCUUUUCACAUUCCGAGUAGUUAACGAUGAGGUUGAUCCGGAGAAUCGCGUCAUUGAGAUCGACAUGGCCGGUAUGGGGAUGGGAUGGCCGUACUACACACUGCCAACAGCGGAACAGGUUCGACAACAUUAUCGGAAGUUCAUUCGGUCUGUGGCCCAGCUGCUUGCUCGGGACUCGGGAUUGAGUCAAGACCCAGCUCAGUUGUCGACGAAAAUCGACAACUUCGUAAAUGACGUUUUCGAAAUCGAAUUCCAACUGGCUAAUAUUACCGCUAACACACAGCCCUCUAGCGACCCGCACAACCACGAGAACCGGAUCAGUCUGACGGAGCUCAACACUCAGACGAACAAUGUCGUGGACUUUGUGGCCUUCUUACGGUACAUGUUCGGCAGCACCAACGUGAACGGAAACACUCGCGUCAUCGUUCAGGAAUAUGACUGGAUCCGCCGGAUGCUGGAGAUGGUUGCCAACCUGCCCGCCGAAAACAAAACAAGAAUGCUGAGUAACUACUUUAUCUGGAGAUGCGCACGGACCUAUGCCCAGGAGAUCUCGUAUGAAUACACGCACCUAAACCGAAUCUUCUCCGAUGACGUAACGGGCAACCAGAACUUCUGGGGUACUUGGCACCAUUGUUUUUACCAUGCUAACCGUGAUAUGCCGGACGCUCUAGGGUCCUUGUACGCCAAACAACAUUUCAAUGACAAAAAUAAAGAUAAGGCUGAGGAAAUAGUCCAAUACAUUAAGGAACAACUGAUCGCCGCUGUAGAUUCGAAUAAAUUUCUAGAUGAUCCCACAAAAGAAAAGGCGAAGACAAAGCUUAAAGCUUCUACGGACAAAAUGGGUUACCCCGAUAUAUACUUGAAUGACGCUGAUAUUGACAACAUAUACCAAGACAUUGCUAUUAACAGGUCAGACUACUUUCAAAACCUCCUCAAUCUAAACGCGUUUGAAAAAGCCGAUUGGACAAGGCGACUUACAAAAAGAGAGGACAAGUCACGUUGGCUGUACAACUCCUACGACACCUCCAUGACGUUUUUCAACUCAUGGAACCAGCUUCUGGUUCCCGCUGGAAUGCUUCAGUUUCCUGUCUACGAAUGGACCCUUCCGCACUACUUUAAUUUCGGUUCGAUGGGGUCGCUUGUGGGUCAUUACAUAGUGCAUGCUAUUGAUAACUGGGGCGGCAACUACGACGAGCACGGCGUAUACGGCUCCUGGUACACCAACGCCAGCAAGGUGGCGUACACGAAGGUGGAGGAAUGCUUCGCUAACGCCUAUAUGAACAAAACCAUGGGGCCAUUCCAGUUGAGCGAGCAGUCGCCGCCACAAACGGUACUCACGAACGGCGCGCGGUUUGCAUGGGAAGGACUUGCGGAAACUAGCGGCGUUAGACUCGCGUACAAGGCGUACAAGAAGUGGGUUGCUGACAAGGGCGAGGAGAGGCCGACGCCGUUGCCGCAUUACACCAACGACCAGAGCUUUUUCCUCUCUUACGCACAGACUAACUGUUACAACCGCGCAGACAAACUCGGCUUCAACUACGCUAACAGGCAACGAAUAUCGGAGGACAUAAGAGUAAAUACCGCGCUCUCGCUAUUGGAGGAAUUCACUUCCACUUUCCAAUGUCCUGAGGGAUCCAAGAUGCGCACGCAGAUGUCAUGUGACAUGUACGGAUGACAUCAUGUCGCUUGAUGUGUUAAGAUGAUGGAUGAUAACGCGUAGUUGACAAAUUCGGAUGUCGAUCAGUUUCAAAUACUCGCUUUAUAUUUUAAGUUUGGGAUUAUUGAGUACAGUUAUACAUUCAUGCAAAUAACUUAUUAUUAGAUUAGUCGAUUAUUUUGUUGUUGAUUCUUAAUAUCCAUAUAAUACUUACUAUUCAAUUUGAUCAUGUACGCUAUUCAGAUUUUAGACUAACUAAAAGCAUGCUGAUGAUGUACAUACUUCAUAUACGUCACGCCGUUGUUCUUAACAUAAAUUAAACCCACUAAAUGGUCAUUUGGAUCAAGAUGUAUGUCGUUAUUUAAUUAUUGGCUAAAAGAGCGGAAAGACCAAGUAUGUUGAUGAAGUAGUUUUGCAAUUUCACUUGAAUAAUAAAGUUAAGAACUUGGACAUAAUCAAAAUGA